Molecule: messenger RNA, 2401 nt
Organism: Rhagoletis pomonella (apple maggot)
Lineage: Eukaryota; Metazoa; Arthropoda; Insecta; Diptera; Tephritidae
Product: protein DDI1 homolog 2-like
Exons: 6
Coding region: 311-1741 (476 amino acids)
Biological process (GO): proteolysis
Molecular function (GO): protein binding; aspartic-type endopeptidase activity
Source: RefSeq, a predicted model, not a curated record
CCUGUUUUUUAGUGACGAAUCACGGCUGAGCGCAUUUUAUGCAUUGUUUUUGAAAUGCAUUGGUUAUAAAUGUGUAACAAAGAGAAAUACUGCAAAUAAUAGAAGCAAAUUUUAUCAAGAUCAGUGUAUUUGUGCAGAUAUUCAGCCAGUUCUCGUGCGUUUAGGUGUAAGCAGCAAGAAAACGUACAGUGCACCAGAGCAAUAAAUACAUUUAUUUUUUGUAGCCAUCGUAAUUACUUUUGUCCAACAAUUGACAAAUAAAAGUAUAACGAUCACUAAAGUAGUUGGAUAGCGACUAAAUAAUAGAACAAUGAAGAUAACGGUAACCACGCUAACUGAUAGCGUAUUUUUCUUGGAUGUUUCCGAGGAACUGGAACUGGAAAACUUCAAGGCAUUCUGUGAAGUUGAAUCUGGUCUACCCAGCGCCGAGAUCAUUAUUGUAUUCAAUGGGGCGCCAUUGCUGGAUGAUAAAAAAUCGCUCAAACAUUUCGGCAUUAAAGAUGGUGACUGUGUUAUAUUACAGCGUUUACCAAUCGCUCGUUCCGCUGGUGCUCCAGCAGUUGGAGGUUUAGAUGCAGCCUCGUCAAUUGGAGGUAUAGAUUUUAGUAAUAUACUAAUACCCGGCGUUGGUGGCAGCAAUACUUCCGGGCUGGCACCAGGUUAUCGUCCCGCACCCAGCGGUAUGGAUUAUUCUGAAUCUGAUGAAUUUAAUGUCAACUACGAUGAUGAUCCAGCUGCUGUGCGUCAAAUGUUUCUUUCAAAUCCGGAAUCCUUGUCAUUACUGAAACAGAACAAUCCAAGACUAGCCGACGCAUUGCUCUCAGGAAAUUUGGAAAACUUCGCAAAGAUAUUACGCGAGCAAAUCGAUCUCAGAAAACAACGUCAAAUGCAACGUUUACGCAUGUUGAAUGCUGAUCCAUUCGAUGAAGAGGCGCAACGUCUUAUUGCUGAGGAGAUUAAACAAAAAAAUAUUCAAGACAACAUGGCAGCCGCCAUUGAAUAUAAUCCAGAAAUCUUUGGCACUGUCACUAUGCUCUACAUAAACUGUAAAGUCAAUGGUGUGCCGGUAAAAGCGUUCGUAGAUUCAGGUGCACAAACUACAAUAAUGAGUGCAGGAUGCGCUGAGCGCUGCAAUGUGAAUAGGCUAAUCGAUACUAGAUGGAAUGGCGUUGCCAAGGGCGUUGGUACUCAGCGAAUCAUUGGCCGGAUACACAUGGUUCAAUUGCAGAUUGAAAGCGAUCAUCUAACCUCGAGCUUUUCAGUUCUGGAAAAGCAACCAAUGGAUAUGCUACUCGGACUCGACAUGUUGAAACGCCAUCAGUGUAAUAUUGAUUUGCAACGUAAUGUGCUGCGUAUAGGUACUACCGGUACCGAGACCCAAUUCUUGCCCGAAAAUGAACUGCCAGAUUGCGCACGUCUUACUGGUAAUUCUGAGGAGGAAUUAAAGCUAUUGGAGAAAUCAGCCAGCGAGGCAGAGUCGCGUGAUAUACAGCAAGCGAUUGAACAAAGCAAGCAAGAUGCAGCUAGUAACAUUGCCAUUACCAUAGCAUCAACUUCGAAGAGAUCUCAAGGUGGUACAUCUAAUAGCGUAUUAUCGAAUGAUAGCUUCACUGAGAGUGAUGUCGCCGAUUUGGUUAGACUUGGUUAUAAUCGUGAUGAUGUGAUUGCUGAAUUGCGACGACAUAACGGCAAUAAAACGCAGGCGACAGCUGCGCUUAUUGCUAAGUCGUUGAGAUUUUGAGAAGACGUUGGCGUCGUCAGCACUGUCGCCGCCCUAAACCACUAGAUCAGACACAAAAGAUAUAAAACGCAAUAUUUAAAAAAAAAUGUAACGGAUUAACCAUGCCACUGUUUGCAAUACAUGUUUACAUAUAUAAAUCUUACAUGUAUGAAUAUGCGUAAAAUUAUCAUUAUCUGAUAAAAGAAAUGACAUAAAACACGUGCAGUAGCAAUAUUUUGAGAGAAAGCGUCAGCUUCGGGAAUGGAUUAAGCCUACCACAUCAUACAAACUACCUCAGGCUAGAGCAUUUCUUAUUAUAUACACAUGGAGUGGACAAAUACUGCGAUGGAUUUGUGGGGGAAAGUCACCAGACUCGGAUCAAUUGAGAAUAGCUACAAAAAUAUAAAUAAUUAAUUGAACAAAACUGUUAUCAUUUAGAUAUUAAAUUAAAAUUUUGGGUGAAUGCGAAAUGUCAACGAAAAAUAUUGGUUUUUGAAGGACUUCAAUACACUUUUUAUAACAUCGAUUUUUUGGGUCUAGUUAAGUAACGAAACAGGUUUCCUGUAAAAAUUUAUGAUGUAUGUACGAAAGGGGUUUAACUUGCAAACGUAGCACGAUAUAAGAAAAGUAAAAUGGAAAUACUUAAUAAAUAAAGAAAAAAUAGGUGAAAUUAGAACAAAA